AUGGCUACCUCGGACUGUUUAUCUGAUCAAGAUAAACAAUUUUUGGCCAGUUGUGAGGAAGAUCUAAAAAAUAGGUAUACAGAAAAAGACGAAGCAUUUAUGAAGGUUUUUAAUGCGGAGCCAAGUCCACCGCCUAUAAUAGAGUCAUGGUGGGUGCCAAACAACGGCGGGCGGCGGAACGACCGGCGCUUCAACCGGCGUGGCCAGCCGUACUCGCGCGACGGACGGGACGGGCGGGACGGGCGGGAUGGGCGCGACGGGCGCGACGGCCGAAGCCGCGGCCGCUACGACCACUCCCGCUCCUACGAAGAUAGGAGCUACCCCCAUCACAGCAAUCGCCCACGCCACUAUUAG
Leguminivora glycinivorella is the source of this 354-nucleotide messenger RNA. Its product is annotated as RNA guanine-N7 methyltransferase activating subunit. The record is from RefSeq and is a predicted model, not a curated record. The coding region runs from base 1 to 354 and encodes 117 amino acids. Gene Ontology annotation, biological process: RNA 5'-cap (guanine-N7)-methylation. NCBI's taxonomy places the organism in Eukaryota, Metazoa, Arthropoda, Insecta, Lepidoptera, Tortricidae. Gene Ontology annotation, molecular function: RNA binding. The transcript has a single exon.